AUGCCACAGACAAAUGGAUUUGCUGCGAACUCCAACGGCCACAGCGGCUAUGAGAUGGAGGAUGGCUGCUCCUUUCUAUUCACAUCGGAAUCCGUCGGAGAGGGUCACCCCGAUAAAAUGUGUGACCAGAUCAGUGAUGCCAUUCUGGAUGCCCAUCUCGAGCAGGAUCCGAAUGCCAAAGUUGCAUGUGAAACAAUCUCCAAGACCGGCAUGAUUCUGUUGUGCGGAGAAAUCACAUCGAAGGCCGUCAUCGAUUACCAGCGUGUUGUUCGGGAAACAGUCAAGCACAUCGGUUAUGAUGAUUCUUCGAAAGGUUUCGAUUAUCGUACGCUGAAUCUGUUGGUAGCGAUCGAACAGCAGUCGGAGAACAUUGCCCAAGGAGUACACGUCGAUCGUGAUGAAGACAGCGUGGGUGCAGGCGAUCAGGGUUUGAUGUUCGGAUACGCUACGGACGAGACUGAAGAAUGUAUGCCGCUGACCGUGGUGUUAGCCCAUCGAUUGAAUGAAAAGAUCGCGGAACUGCGGCGCAGUGGUGAUUUCUGGUGGGCUCGUCCGGAUUCGAAGACGCAAGUCACUGCGGAAUACGUAUUCGAAUCUGGUGCAUGCGUGCCGCAGCGUGUACACACUGUUGUUGUGUCUUUGCAACAUUCGGAUAAAAUCACCCUUGAAGAGCUCCGGAAUGAGAUAAUGGAGAAAGUGAUCAAGGAUGUGAUCCCGGCCAAGUACUUCGACGCGAACACGAUCGUACACAUUAAUCCGUGCGGAUUGUUCAUUAUCGGUGGACCGCAGGGUGAUGCGGGACUGACUGGGCGCAAGAUCAUUGUCGACACGUACGGAGGCUGGGGAGCGCACGGUGGUGGUGCCUUCUCCGGCAAAGAUUUCACGAAGGUGGAUCGUUCCGCUGCGUAUGCUGCUCGUUGGGUAGCAAAAUCGCUCGUCAAGGCGGGCAUUUGUCGGCGCUGUCUGGUGCAGGUGGCAUACGCCAUCGGCCUGGCCGAGCCACUAUCGAUCACUGUGUUCCACUACGGCACAUCCAAGUACAACCAGAAGGAACUGUUGAAGAUCGUGUCGGAUAAUUUCGAUCUACGUCCGGGCAAAAUUGUGAAGGAUCUGAAGUUACGCACCCCAUUCUAUCAGCGCACCAGCACAUAUGGUCACUUCGGACGCUCCGGUUUCCCAUGGGAGGAGCCCAAAGUGCUGGUAAUUGAAUGA
Messenger RNA from Anopheles marshallii, 1212 nucleotides. It is a transcript of the gene Sam-S, whose product is annotated as S-adenosylmethionine synthase. Bases 1 to 1212 code for a protein of 403 amino acids. Gene Ontology annotation, molecular function: methionine adenosyltransferase activity; ATP binding. Gene Ontology annotation, cellular component: cytosol. The record is from RefSeq and is a predicted model, not a curated record. Gene Ontology annotation, biological process: S-adenosylmethionine biosynthetic process. NCBI's taxonomy places the organism in Eukaryota, Metazoa, Arthropoda, Insecta, Diptera, Culicidae. The transcript has 5 exons.